This is a messenger RNA of Lolium rigidum, 1143 nucleotides long. RefSeq lists its product as uncharacterized. The record is from RefSeq and is a predicted model, not a curated record. Bases 1 to 1143 code for a protein of 380 amino acids. Gene Ontology annotation, molecular function: protein binding. Lineage: Eukaryota; Viridiplantae; Streptophyta; Magnoliopsida; Poales; Poaceae. The transcript is spliced from 2 exons.
AUGGCCGAAACCGUAACAGCCGGAGCGAGGCCUCUCCUCCCCGGACUCCACGACGAGAUCGUCGUCUGGGAGAUCCUUCUCCGCCUGCCCCCCAAACACCUGCUCCGCUGCCGCGCCGUCUGCCGCGCCUGGCGCACAGUCACCUCCGCCCGCGACUUCCUCCUGGCACACCACGGACGCCAGCCAAGCCUCCCCAUCUUCUCCAGCGACGAAGCGUGGAUCCACGGCAUCCACCACCACAACAUGCUCGCCUUCGACCACCGGGACGACCAGCUCCACGCUGUCGCCAGGCUCGACGAGGCCUUCCUACCGUUGGACUCCUGCGAUGGCAUGCUCGUUCUCAUCAAUCUCGCCACGGUUGGCUCGAGCUCCUGCCUCUCCAUCUGCAACCCAGCCACGCGUCAGCAAGCUCUCCUCGGGCUACCACCGGACUUCAGCGUCACCGGGAUCCGCGCGCGGUGGCGGGGCAAGGUAGCACCUCCUAAACACCACAUUGGCUUCCAUGUCUUCGCAUUGGGCUCCGACCAGCCGCCGAGGUACAUCGGGUGGCCGCACACGUCGUUGGGGCUCUUCGGCGUGCCUGUCCGCAUGCGGGACAGCCUGCAUUGGUGCCCGGUGUAUUGUCCGAGUGAAGGAGACCAAUCGCUGCUGCAUGAACGCAAACUGGUAGUAUUCGACACCAUAUCCGAGUCGUUCCGGCGGAUGCAUGAGCCAAGUGGGGGUCACGGCACCCCAAAUCUCUUUGACAUGGAUGGCACUCUCGGCAUCUAUGCACGUAACAGUUCCAACGAAGCUAUUGAUAUAUGGGUGUUGGAGAGCUACGAAAGCGAGGUUUGGGAUUUGAAGUACCGAAUCAAAUUGCCGGUUGCCAAAAUCAGGAAGGAGUUUCAAGACUGUGGUGACUUUUGGGAAUGGGAUUUCGAUGCUGUUUCGGUGGAUGGUGGCGUGCUCUUGCUGGUCAUGGUUGAGGAGUGGCUGCUCCACAUCGACAGUGAUGGCAAAUUGGUUAACAGUUUCUAUCGUCGUUGCCGAGGUCUCUCUGUUUCUGAAUAUCGGCUCAAACAAAGUCUUGUUCAGCAUACCUUCUUUCCGGCUCUAGAAGGUUAUGCUGUAAAUGCUUCGCCUUUCAUCGGAUCUGUUUAG